AUGGCCGAAGUAAUUGGUAUCAGCUCUGGCCUCGCUGGCUUGUUGGCAUUAGCCCUCGAAUCGAGUCGCACCCUGUUCAGCACGGUUCAGAGUCUUCGCAACCGGGAAAAGGCGAUUAGAGGUCUUCGAGAAGCACUCCGAGAUCUCGAGGAGGUGCUGAAAAUACUUCAGGACUCGAUCAGCACCUCACCGUUUCUGAACAGCGGAAUAAUUGAACGACCUCUUGAUCGAUGUUGCAAAGCAUGCACCGAUUUCAAUAAACUGAUUAUGCAGUGCUCUGAACACUCAACAGACAAUCAUUCCAGCAUCCGUGAUUGGGCCAAAUUGCGCUACAUGGGCGAAGACGUCACUGGCUUUCAAAACAUGCUAUCUGGCUACAAAUCUACAAUCACGAUCGCCCUUGCCUAUUCUAAUGUCCAUCUCACCAGAACGACGCAAAGUGUCAUGCACGAAUACAAGGAAUUAAUUGAGAAUACCAAGUGCGACCUCCAGCUUCAUUUGCAGUCCAUUGAGGACAGGGUGAAGUUAUUAUCUUCCGCAAGGCAAGCCGAUGUGGGAUUGGAUUCCAUUGACGUUCAGAGUAUGAAAGAAGAAUUAGAAAGCACACAGCACGGCCUGGAGAUUUGCGCGCAAUUUUCCUCAUACAUAGAGGAGACAAGGUCCAUCUCUCUGCAAAAAAUGACUCAGGCUUCUGGAACGUCUGAACGAAGAUCAUCGUCUCCAGAAUACAACAUGCCUUGGCUGAUUCUUGCUGAAGCCUUGAGCUCUGCGGAAAGAGAAAUCGUCAGUUCGAGACUUCGAUUGCUUCAAUAUCGUCGCGCACAAGAAAAUCAGCCUUGGUCAUCACAACACCGAGGAUUGCUACCAGGGAAUGAGCACACCGCCGAACGAAGUGACAUCAAGGAAGAGGCCGAAAACAUCAAACAUUCUUUGAAUUUCUUCGAUCGGGUAUCUGAAGAAACCACCGAGGGUCGAAUGAACUAUUUCGAGGACGUAUCUACGGGUGAUAAGAGCAAACAAUUCAUUGUGACGACGCUCAAAGAUUUGAUCUCUGCGCGACGGAUCACCUCGGGAUCUGGCUCAUUGCAAGUUCUAGGACAACUGUCGGAAGACUCUCUGAACAACGUGCUUCGAACCCAAGACGACUUCCGUGAAUAG
This is a messenger RNA of Penicillium brevicompactum, 1158 nucleotides long. RefSeq lists its product as uncharacterized. The record is from RefSeq and is a predicted model, not a curated record. NCBI's taxonomy places the organism in Eukaryota, Fungi, Ascomycota, Eurotiomycetes, Eurotiales, Aspergillaceae. The transcript has 2 exons. Bases 1 to 1158 code for a protein of 385 amino acids.